ACACUUCAUAUAUAUACGCUCCAUUGCCACGACGAUAGAUUCUGUUGCUAUAAUUAAACACAGUAAUCUUCAUCCCGCGUCUACUUGCAUAUUCACACAGCCUAUAUCAUGCCUGUUGUUGCUCCCCACGACGAUACCAUAGCCCCUUCAGGGAAGUUUUCCCAGAUGCUCAAUAAGAUCUCCGGCCAGCCGGAAUCGUACGCCCGAAAAAGCGCCUACACCUUCGGCAAGACCUUGGGCGCUGGCUCGUUCGGGGUUGUGAGACAGGCGCGUAACAACACCACGAAGGAGGAGGUGGCGAUCAAGAUCAUGCUCAAGAGCACCUUAAACGGCAAUGAGCAGCUCGUUUACGACGAAUUGAGCUUUUUGACGCAGUUAAAGCACCCUCACAUUGUUGGCUUCCGUGACUGGUUCGAAAGUAAGUCCAAGUUCUAUGUGGUCACGCAGCUUGCAACCGGCGGUGAGUUGUUUGACCGGAUUGUGGAUUUGGGCCACUUUACCGAAAGAGACGCUUCCUUGGUGAUCUACCAGGUGGCAGAGGCCUUGGAAUACUUGCAUGGUCAGAACAUUGUCCACCGUGACGUCAAGCCUGAGAACAUCUUGUACUUGAACCACGAACAGGAGUCGCCCAUUGUGCUUGCCGACUUUGGGAUCGCCAAGCGUCUCCGGAGCAGCGACGAUCUCAUCCACACCUCUGCCGGCUCAUUCGGUUACGCCGCCCCGGAGGUUUUGAAGGGGCUCGGUCACGGGAAGCUGUGCGACGUGUGGUCCCUUGGUGUCAUUACUUAUACCUUGCUCUGUGGGUACUCUCCGUUUAGAUCCGAGAACAUUCCCGACUUUCUCGCCGAGGUGAAGCACAAUAACGCGGUGAUUUUUCACGAAAAGUACUGGAAGCACAUUAGUGAGGACGCCCGUCGCUUCAUCGUCAACUUGCUAGACGUUGAGCCGACGGAGAGACCUAGCAUCGAGCAGGUCUUGCAGGACAAGUGGCUCACCAACAUCGCCGCCGAACACCACGACGUCGACUUGUUGCCAUCGAUCAGAGCCGGUUUCAAUGCCAAGUCCAAGUUCAAACAGGCGAUCGAGUUGGUGAUGUUGCAAAACAGAAUCAAGAGGCUUCAAGAAUUGGACGACGACGACUCCGACGACACGGACUUUGAAGACGUGGGAUCGUCCAGCAGCACGGGCCUUAGUGGCUGGGGGGCCCUUUCUUCGGCGUUGAAAAAGACCCAAUCCACAGGAAGCUCGUCCAGUACCUCUUCGGAAAAGAAGAGCAGCGACGCGAUCAGUGCGCUCCAGCAGUUAGUCAAGACGGCCACCCAGAACAAGGAACGGGUUUUGAACCACGUUGAGGAAUAGAGGGCUUGUGCUUCCCUCGUACUCUCAUUAGUGCCAGUCCUCUGUAUUUUUUGGUCGACUUUAGCCACGCACGAUCCGAACGUUACCAUAUUCAUGCUUUAAUAUAUAAUUUCAGUCAACCGUGCAGUAAGGUUAUCUUUCUAGUUGAAAUUAUCUCACAUUUGUUUAAAGCCCUUCCAACCAUAGUAUACUCUAAAUUAUUUUACACCCAACUGAUGUAUUUUAUCUGGAAUCUUGUGUGCGUACAAAGGAAUGACCAAGGGGCCAAAUAAAGAUAAAACGUUGUGAUGGAAGGAUACAAGGACUUGUGUAAUAUUCUUCCAUUUCGAGAAUGGUUUAAUGCGGAGCAAUUUCAUGAUCAAAAGUCACGAGGCUAUAACGUUCUCUUGCAGCAAUCACCAUGUACCCAGGCUCGAAAAAUCCCUAGCUAAAGGUUUUGACCAAGCACUAAAAAUCACCCGUAC
This is a messenger RNA of Babjeviella inositovora NRRL Y-12698, 1823 nucleotides long. RefSeq names its product serine/threonine-protein kinase. Bases 109 to 1359 code for a protein of 416 amino acids. Gene Ontology annotation, biological process: cellular response to oxidative stress; protein phosphorylation. NCBI's taxonomy places the organism in Eukaryota, Fungi, Ascomycota, Pichiomycetes, Serinales. The record is from RefSeq and is a predicted model, not a curated record. Gene Ontology annotation, molecular function: ATP binding; calcium/calmodulin-dependent protein kinase activity. The transcript has a single exon.